GUGUCAAAUGCUGUCUCAGCCCUGGUUAACGACCUUUCGUUCGAUCCCGAUUAUCUUCGUCGAUUUGUCCUCGUGACUUUCAACAAUAAUAGAAUGUCAACGAAUACCUAUACUGAUUCCGAAAAGCUACUGAUUGCACUGACCGCGGCUGCAAAAACCACUGAUUCAAAUGGAACCUGUGUAGACAUCGAUUUUAUUGCUCUCAGUGCCGCUUUGACGCAGUAUCUCACAUACAAGUCGCCGGUAUACGUGAUCACGGACGCCUUACCCAGUGAUGGCACCGAAGUCGAUAAUGUCUAUCACCUGGUCAACGAUUGGAGAUCUCCGGUAUAUUUCCUCUACGUGGAGCCGUUACCGGAAUCCGGAUGUGCGACAAGCAUCGAAGACCCUGCCUACCGUCUUAUGGAUACCGUUGCCCAACGAUCAGCAGGACAAACCUUCUAUUUUACAAGUCAUGCAACAAUCGGAACUUUCUUGACCACGCACAUGUUGAAUACCUUGUAUAGAACGCAGAUGCUGCUUUCCAACGAUUUACCGGUCUGUUCCAAUCAGCUCGUUUAUAAGUCGGUCUCGGUUGAUUCGUCGAUUCAAAUGCUCGUCAUUGUUGCUACUGGACGUGAGUAUUACUUACUAGAAUCAUAA
Haemonchus placei is the source of this 642-nucleotide messenger RNA. The record is from the annotation of a GenBank genome assembly. NCBI's taxonomy places the organism in Eukaryota, Metazoa, Nematoda, Chromadorea, Rhabditida, Trichostrongylidae.